This is a messenger RNA of Neocloeon triangulifer, 2107 nucleotides long. RefSeq names its product ribonucleases P/MRP protein subunit POP1 (gene Pop1). The record is from RefSeq and is a predicted model, not a curated record. Lineage: Eukaryota; Metazoa; Arthropoda; Insecta; Ephemeroptera; Baetidae. Gene Ontology annotation, biological process: tRNA 5'-leader removal. Gene Ontology annotation, cellular component: nucleolar ribonuclease P complex; ribonuclease MRP complex. The transcript has 3 exons. Gene Ontology annotation, molecular function: protein binding. The coding region runs from base 153 to 2075 and encodes 640 amino acids.
CAAAGUUUGAAAGUUUUUAAUUUUCAUAAACAAAACUAUCAGAAAACAGAAGACAUGGAAAACACAUGGGUCUAAAGUUUCGGCCGCCGAUCUUGAUUAUUUCUAGGAAUUGAAACAACAACUGGUCUGUUUUGAAUUCAAAAUUGGUCAAGAUGGACGUGGGCACGUCCCGAUUUUUGGAGAGCCGCAUCGAGGAGAUCCGUGAGCUGAGCCAGCGCAUCAAUGCCGUUCGACCGAUGCUCCCUUUCCAGCGACUGCCCCGGCACAUGAAACGUCGCGUAAUGGGACACACGUCCAAACGCAUCCCUCGCUCCAUCCUGGAGCAGCACCUAAAGCAGCAGGCCAAGGGUGGGCUGCCAAAAAAAAUGAAGAUGCCCAGCAGGAGGCACCGGCGCCGUCCUAAAAACGCUCGGGCCGAGUUUGAACGCCGCCAGGAGGGCAAGAGUCGAUGGCUCGAGACGCACCUGUGGCACGCCAAGAGGUUCCAUAUGAUGGACAAGUGGGGCUUCAAGUUGGCUCAUUUUCCCAAUGACAAGAGCUGGAGGGCCUGCUGGCGCGCUGCCACCAGUCACUGCCUCAUGUUCGACCUUUCGUAUUGGACUUGCAUUGAAAUUGUAGGAGAGGAGAAAAAUUUAAUCAAUAUUCUAAAAAGAGCGACUCAUGAGAGCUGCGAGGCCAAUGUCUGUGAUGCGGAAGUCCUCCAGGGAAAAAAGGAAGGUCAGCUUGUCCUGUUCAAGGAAGGAGAGUGGCCAACAGGUUGCUUAGGAUGUGUGAAAGUCAUGUGGAAGCCAAUCAACGGAGAAGAACCAAGGCGAAUUUGGCUCUGGAGUCACCCUGGAGCUGCCGACUUGAUCUUAAAAAAUUUGAAAGAAAUUAUUGGAGAAGGACAAGAAAUUUCAGCUUAUGUCUGUGAUGGAGAGAUGAAUAGAUUUCGACUAGUUGGCCCUCUUGCAAUGCCUGUUCUCAGGGACUCCCUCAUGCCCUAUGAAAGUAACAACCUCCCUGACUGGCUGGACCAGGACCUCAUUCAGAAGCAGUCGGAAGUGUGGCAGCAUCUCAGGAACUCGUCGAAUUCCACUGCAGGCAGCAUUUUUGGCCUGACCGUAAACUCAGUCUCCAGCAAACUAAUACCCAAGAGGAAAAAGUCGCUCAAGAGAGAUGAUGCCAUGGAGACGGACGAGACUUGUGAAAGUACCGAUUCGCAAUUGUGGAUUCAGGAAGUAAGGAGUAACGUUUCAUCAUCAGCUGAUCUGCCAGCCCCCAUCAUCUUAGUCAACCAUCCUGCUCCAAAUGAAAAGCAUGGCGGUGGCUGGGACGUGAUAACUCCCAAGAAACACGGGAUCCAGUUGUGGCUGCGGAUGAUCAAGUGUGGGGCUCGAGUGGGUGCUCUUCGAGAAUUGCAGAUGAUUAACUGGAACUUGUUGAAUCUGGAGGAUCUGUGCUUUUAUCCCGACACAAUUUUAGGACAAGAAGAGGAGGAAGGAAAAAGCAAGCAGGAGAGGAUUAAAUUUGAAGCCCUGCCCCCAGCAAAGAGAAUUGGGGUUCCCUGGUUUUCGCUCCCAUGGCAGCAACUGCUGAACGAAUGGGCCCUGACCAAAGGUGGACAAUUUUUUGUCCUCAGAGACUCAUUUCAACUAAAAAUCGCCUCAAAUCUUUUGGAUAAAGAUGCCGAUGGAAAGCUGGAAAGUUUUGAGGUUUCUGAAGGUCUGGUAGCCAUUCUUGUGUGCUUAGAGGAUGGCGGAUCAUUAGAAAGAGGGACGGUUGUGUGCCUUCCUCACAGUUCCGAAGACCUUUUGAAGUCGCAGGAAGAGGAUGCUAAACUCAGAAAUUUGCAGAGACAACUCCAGCCAGAAGAUGGUGUAAAGGUCAGUGAAAUUUACUCAAGGAAAGUGGCAGGUUUUGUUGUGGAGGGUGGGUUUAGUUUUCAUCGGGGUUGCCACGCUGGGGUGGCUUUUGUCUCAAGUGCGGCGCUGAAGGAACUUUUUGCAACGGUCGAGUGGAAUGGACAUUUGCAAAUGAUUGUUAUCAGCAAACGAUGCCCAUUGUACAAACGAGCAAGUGUGAGAAUAGUUUAGACAAGAAUAUUAAAAAAGAAAAUAUGGAUAAU